Puccinia graminis f. sp. tritici CRL 75-36-700-3 is the source of this 555-nucleotide messenger RNA. RefSeq lists its product as uncharacterized. The transcript is spliced from 4 exons. The coding region runs from base 1 to 555 and encodes 184 amino acids. Lineage: Eukaryota; Fungi; Basidiomycota; Pucciniomycetes; Pucciniales; Pucciniaceae. The record is from RefSeq and is a predicted model, not a curated record.
AUGUUAAAGGCAGCAGUGAUUAUCGCUUUACUCAGUAGCUCCAUACUGGCCGUUGUCGUCAAUGGUUACACGCUCCACUUCAAGAACAAUUGCAAGUUCCCGGUAUGGCCAGCGGUAGGGAAAGCGCCCAACGGACAACCAGACCCGUCGGUCUCGUACGGCACCAAGCUCAACCCAGGCGGAGAAAGCCAGUUCGGCGUGAAUGACCGGGAGAUCGGAAUCCGCUCAUGGGGACGCACAGGAUGUGAUCCCAAGGGCGCUAAUUGUGCAACUGGAGCCUGUCGAGGUGGACUUCGUUGUAACGAGGGCAGGAUCACUUCGAGGGUGUUGCUUGGUGAAUACGGCUACCAAUCCUUUGGUAAUGUGAUCUCCUGGGACUUAUCUCGGGUCGAUGGUUCAAUCAACAUCGAUACAUCCAUCAAUAACGGAGGAAACGCGAAGACUUGUAGGAAGAAUAACUGUCCAUCGAACCAGGCUUUUGCCAAACCAAACGAUUUCCAAGCGAUCACCACCAGCCCGGUAGGUUCGACUUUCAGGAUCACGUUUUGUGCUUGA